AUGGUGAAUAUUAGCGCAUUCAUGAAACCCAAAGACCAGGUCGUGUCCUGCAUGCCCGACCAUUCCCUUCGCACCGCGCUGGACCUCAUGGUGACCCGCAAGGUCGGUUCUGUGAUGGUCUUGAACAAGGAGAAGAACCUUCGACCUUUGGGUAUCAUCACAAAGACAGACAUGCUUGAAGCCUACCACAAGGGAAUGGGUCUGGAUGACCAUACGGUUGAGGAAAUCAUGCACACGACCUUGACAGCUGUCGUCGACACCAUGGGUCGUGAUGCCGCUGCGAAGAUCCUUGAAAAGAAUCAAAAGCACCAUGCGAUUGUCAUUGACAAGGAAGGUACGUUUGUGGGCGUUAUCAGCUCAAUGGACAUUGCCAACGAAGUGGCGCGAGAUGCCAGGGCAUGGCCAUGGAUUCGUCCUGACGAGGGCAAGUUCACGGCUGCUGUCGAUACACCUGCUUCGCCGCGCGGCCCCAUUGAGCAGGAAGGUCAACAAAAGAAGCGUUCGUCGUUCAUCCAGUACAUUGAUAAUCUCGAGUACUUGGACAUGUGA
This is a messenger RNA of Seminavis robusta, 549 nucleotides long. The record is from the annotation of a GenBank genome assembly. Lineage: Eukaryota; Bacillariophyta; Bacillariophyceae; Naviculales; Naviculaceae.